Ictalurus punctatus (channel catfish) is the source of this 4979-nucleotide messenger RNA. RefSeq names its product guanine nucleotide binding protein (G protein), gamma 12b (gene gng12b). Bases 578 to 796 code for a protein of 72 amino acids. NCBI's taxonomy places the organism in Eukaryota, Metazoa, Chordata, Actinopteri, Siluriformes, Ictaluridae. The record is from RefSeq and is a predicted model, not a curated record. Gene Ontology annotation, biological process: G protein-coupled receptor signaling pathway. Gene Ontology annotation, molecular function: G-protein beta-subunit binding. The transcript has 3 exons. Gene Ontology annotation, cellular component: heterotrimeric G-protein complex.
GGCGAGUGAGUGGGUUAAUGAAACGGAUGUGGCUAUCUGAGCCCUGCUGGUUACUCAUGUUGUCACAUGUGAGCAUCCAAUUGGCUGCAGAGAGAGGAAGUGGAGAAGGAUUGAUCUCAUGGAGUGGUCUUUAGGGGUGAACGAGUGUGUGAGUGGGUUUCCUUCUGUCUGCCAUUGCUGUUUUAAGAUGUGUGGCUAUCAUUCUCACACCAGCAUCUGCAAACAGACGACGAUUGCAUGAGGCGAUCAGAAUGACCGCAAAACUGAACGUUGACUCUUGCAAGUUCCUGAAUAUAUGUGUUGUCAAAAAGUUGGAUUUCAAUUUCACUCUUUCACUAUUUUUAUGUAUUUUUUGGCUAAAUGUGCAUAAGUGUUUGGUGUAAUGAUUUUAUUCAUCAUAAGCACCUUUGUAUUAGUGCAAGCAGUUCUUUAGGCAGCGACUUGAAGAUUGUGAGUUCAAAUCCCAGGACUGCCACCGAGCCGCCGCUGUGUUCAUGAGCAAGAACUUUCAAGUGCUUACAUCUAUGCUUAUAUUGGCUUCCACCUCACUUGUCUGUGAAGAUCGGCAACAAGAAAAAUGUCAUCAAAGAUGCAGAGCUCGAAUAACAUUGCUCAGGCAAGAAGAAUCGUACAGCAGCUACGGAUAGAGGCAAAUAUUGAGAGAAUAAAGGUUUCUAAAGCCUCUGCAGACCUUAUGCAUUACUGCAGCGAGCACGCCAAGUACGACCCUCUACUCAUGGGCAUCCCGGCCUCAGAAAACCCUUUUAAGGAUAAGAAGCCCUGCACUAUACUGUAGUGGAAAGCACUAAUCAUGUGCUCUUUAAUUCCUCCUUUUUUAUAGAGAGAAUAUUUUACCUUAAAGCAUUCAUACACUAGUCGCCUUAAAGUCAGCUAACCUCAUUCUCACUCUUCUUUUAUUCUCCUGCCCUCCAGGCUAGAACAGGAGUCUACACUUGAAACAUAUUCAGUUCAAUAUUCACUUCAUUCACUUCAUCGUUCUAUUCAAGAAAACAAGACCAAAAACCUCUAAGCAAACAAGUUUUAUGGUGCAAUGACAAAGCUUGUGAUAGGAUUAUUUCUUUUUAACCCCACUAUUGAUCGCGAGAACUGAGAAGCUGUUUGCUGUGAUUGUGCUAUCUGAUGUGGUCUAGACCAGACAGUUUUGCAAAUAAAGAAGAAGAAGAAAAAAAAUCUCAGUUGGGAAGUACCCAAACAAAGAGCACUACUCAUCAAGGCCAAUUCCGUUUUCUUUGAUCAUCAUGCCCCCUUAAUGUCUCAGAUCUGAUCAGCAAUGCUCAGCAGUAGUGCUCUGACUCUGUGUUUUAACAUUCACUGGAGCUAAAGAUUCAGCCUUUCACCUUUCAAGAAAAGUGAGAGGAGUUCAGAGGCUCGAAACAGUGAUCUACAUGUCUAAUAAGUUUGUUUUUAUUCAUUCGGCAAGUGCGUUUAUCCAAAGUGUCUUGCAUAUGAGACAAAAUAUAAUUCGAGCAUAAAACCAUCCAGUUAGCUGCUGAACUAACACUGUUCCACAUAGUCAUAAAUCAAGGCAACUGGAUUUACGGUUAAAGUGGUUUAUUCUUUAGCGAUAUUUUAGUAAAAAAAAUCUAGUUUUCUUUAGUGUAAUGAAGUCUGCAUGCCUAAAUCAGCACAAACCCACUACAGAAGCAGAAUAUGUCCAUAUUAGACACCUUCAGACGCUGGACCAUACCUCGAGGAGUCAGAUGCUAAGAAAAAAGCUAAGAAAAAAGUGAUUCCGUUUUCCAGGUGGGUGCAACUAGGGUUAAUAGAUAUGUGACAAGAUUUUUCCUAAUUCGUAGUUACCUCUGUAAUACAAGAUCAGAAAACACAUAAUCAAGUGUGUUUGAGAUAACUCUAUUCUGUGAGUGAGUAUGUGACAUUGGACCUCAUUUAUCAAGCUGGCAAACAAAUAAAUCCAUAAACCAUUCACAGGAGCAUUCCAAGAAAUGCUGUAGUCCUAAAAAUCCAGUUAGUUCAGAAAAAUGUUCGUAUCGUAUGAGCUCUUGAGUUUGUAAACUUACAUGUAUUAAAUACUAAGCAGAACCUCGAUUGAUAAGGCUAUGGUUUGAGUUGCUGCGAUCUUAUACACUGAUCAUGUUGUCGAGUUUAAAUAGCUUAUUUACAACUACACUCACAAAUUUCAUUAAGAAUUACUCCAGUGACUGUUAUUGUGAAUUUGGACAUUCCAUCUUUACAACUGCGAUUUGGGUGAAAACCCUCCAUAAUGCCAAGCAGUUUUUAAUGUGUGUAUGUGAGUUUAUUUUAACAUUAAAAAAAAGAAUGCUUAAUGUGUGUAUGCUCAUCAUAUGGCUGGCUGAAAACUAGUGAAGGCCUUAAUCAAGUUUUCCUGCUCUCACUCUUGCUACUCACUUACACACUCAAGGGUUCCUCUACUGUGAACUAGCAGCCUGCAGUCCUACACACUGUGCAUCAUCAAUUCUCAGGACAAAUGGAGUAAAGCUUUUAGCACAUGGCAAUUUUGAGAAAAAAAAGAGAAAGAAUUGUUUAUCACAAAUGCUGACACGGGCAGCAAUAAAUAGAAUCAAGCAGCUUUCAACAGUUAGCCAUGUUAACAUCUGGGGUUUAAUGGCCUACUGACAGUGCUAUAAUGAAGGUUUUGUGAAAAUGUUUCCUCUCAUAUUAAUUGCUUAAAGAAAGCAAAUCCAUAAAUUAAGAAAAAUAAGGAUAGCCAUUCAAUUAAGACAAAAGAUCAAUUAAGAAGGUUCUGUUGGAUGAUUUAGCACACUCCAUGCUAGGAUGCGCUCUCACCAUUUAGUCACCAUUUUGUUGAGUUUUGUGACAUCACUAAAUGUAUAUCAGACGUGCUGUGAACACACCUGGUACUUUACUGGUGAUUGCCGUUCAUGUGAGUAUGAAGAUGAACAAGAAGUUACCGAAACAUUUAUGAAUCUGGCAGGAUUUUUUUUUUUUAGUUUGGCCUAGGAAAACACAACUUUACUCAGUGAUUGAUAAAUGAGGUCCUUUUGAUACAGACUUGUCCUGGCUGAUCGAAUACAUUCUGGGGUAAGGGGAAAUUGUGUAUGUUUUUGCUCAAACUAAUGUUUUAAGACUAUGUUCAUUAGCCUUGGCAUUUUAUGUCUAUUCAGAAUGAUGUGGAUGACCACAAACCUCCAUAUACAUAUGCAGUCAAGUUCAGGUGACUGAACUUGUGUUGCGAUAUUAAAGCUGUUUCUAGGGCAAAUUGCAAAACCAGGGCCUUAUUGAAUGUGUGCCAUUCUGGACUGGUUUUAAAUUAGCUCUACAUACUCUUAAAGCUUUAACACAAAUCCAGUUGCCUUGUCUUAAUACUCUUAGACAGUGAAAAUGACCCAGAUAACCCAGAUGAGUCCUGUUGCUCAUUGUGGAGGAACCUGUGGCGUCACUCUGAUGUAAUUUGUCCUCAAGAGCACCGGCAUUCCCUCUUUAACUCAGCACAUGUGAACAAUGAAGGGCUUCACAUAGGUCAGUGAAAGUUCACCUCCUCUGUCAGAGCACUAAGCCAACCAUGCUUUCUUUUCACACUUCUCUUUACAAAGUUGCCAAAUCCCCACACAUCAGCUUUUCCACAGCGCAGUGGAAAGCUCUCUUGUCUUUUGCAUACAGCAAAAAUGAGUGCAGUGCGGCAAAAAUGAGAAAAACCAUCAUUACUGUUCAGUGGUAUUUUAGGCUUCCAUGGAUUAUAUUUCAUAACCUCUGCCAAAAGCAUGUUUGAUAAGUGAGAAGCAUGACCCGAAUUCUCCUGCUUACCCAGUUCUUGUCUAUGCCUUAGAAAACCUUAGACUUUUGUUGUUGUCCUGUUUAUGGUAGAUACAGUAGCAAAAUGUAUGAUUGCAGAUCAUGGUACAGUAAUAUAUUGUAACCCUUUAAUGAUUAUAUGCCUUAUUUACAUGUAAGAUGCUUUUGAAUGUUUUGAUUUCUAGUGAUAGUAUCUUCUUCUGAAUGAUAAAAUCUGUAACUUUUUUGUGCUACCCUGUCACGUCCAGUCUAGCCAGCAACAGUAAUGUCUAUAGAGUCACUGCCAGUGCUUCUCUUUUUUAAUCUAUGCUGAGCAAACCAUAGACGAAUAAUUACUCCAGUGACUGUUAUUGUGAAUUUGAACAUUCCAUGUUUACAGCUGCCAUUUGGGUGAAAACCCUUCGUAAUGCCAUGCAGUUUUUAAUGUGUGUAUGUGAGCACAUUUAUAAACAUAAAAAAAGAACGCUUAAUGUGUAUGCUUAACAUAUGGCUGGUUGAAAACAAGUGAAGGCCUUAAUCAAGUUUUCCUGCUCUCACUCUUGCUACUUACUUACAUACUCAAGGGUUCCUCUACUGUGAACUAGCAGCCUGCAGUCCUACACACUGUGCAUCACCAAUCCUCAGGACAAAUGGAGUAAAGCCUUUGGCGCAUGCCAAUUGAAAAGAAUUGUUUAUCACAAAUGCUGAUAUGGCCCAAUAAACUGAAUCAAGCAGCUUUCAACAGUUAGCCAUGCUAACAUCUGGGGUUUAAUGGCCUACUGACAGUGCUAGCAUGAUUAAUCAAACCUUGUCAAGAUUUGGACUGCAGUCACAAACACAUUCAAUUCCAAUGACAGUAUGUCAAGUAUAUAUAAUUGAAUUUGUAUUCUUUAAUCACUAAGCAGCCUUGCACUGUCUGUUGAAUAAUGUUUUAUAGUAUUUCCCUCUAAAGAGUAUUGAGAGUAUUUUUGUUAGGAUAUCCUGUUGGUAAUUACACAGCAUAAUCAUGCGUUCAUCCCUCAAGGUGAUUUUGUAUGGAACUCUUAUGAUGACUCGCUCAAGCUUUUUGCCUUUCAAAGACAAAGAUUGUCUGAAUAUGAAGUGCACUCAUUCUCGCCAUUUUGUGUGGAUCGUUCUUCUCAAAAGAAACUUUGACCUGUGAAAAACACCAGAGCUUGAUUGCAAAUUCUGAUGUUACAAAUGUCCUUUUUUUCCAGUUAAAAUUAAAUAUAAUUUUAUUCGCAACA